Molecule: messenger RNA, 719 nt
Organism: Ipomoea triloba (trilobed morning glory)
Lineage: Eukaryota; Viridiplantae; Streptophyta; Magnoliopsida; Solanales; Convolvulaceae
Product: translocon-associated protein subunit alpha-like
Exons: 1
Coding region: 30-719 (229 amino acids)
Cellular component (GO): endoplasmic reticulum membrane; endoplasmic reticulum
Source: RefSeq, a predicted model, not a curated record
UGUGCCUCUGCAUACUUCCUGCCUCGGCAAUGACGAUUAUGGUUUUCUUCCUUCUCGCUCUCAUUCUCUUCUCCGCCUCAUCUUUGCGAGUUACUAAAUGUGAAUCAGAAGCUGAAGCUGAAGUAGUUGAAGGUACUGAGGAAGGAGGAGAUCUUGGAAUAGUUGGUGAGGAUGCUCAAGACUUUGGCGAGGAAAGUUUAAGUCCAGCUCCUGGAGUUGAUACAGUUUGUGUUUUCCCCAAAAACCCUUCUAAGUCUGUUCUAGCUGGAGAGGAGAGUGAACUUAUAGUUGGAAUGAAAAAUGAUGGGGAAUCAACACUGAAUGUCUUAUUCAUCAAGGCCACUCUUCAUCUUCCUUUUGAUCAUCGCUAUUUAGUUCAAAAUCUCACUACUCAGGGGUUUAGCAACUCAACAAUUCCUCCUUCUGCCCAAGCAACACUUCCAUAUAUAUUUGGUGUCAGCAAAUUCUUGCAGCCUGGAACAUUUGAUCUUGUUGGAAGCGUUAUUUAUGAAAUAAAUAGACAACCUUAUCAAAACAUAUUCUACAAUAGGACUAUUGAAGUCACUGAGCCUGGAGGCCUUGUCAGUGUUGAGUCUAUUUUCUUGGUUUGUCUUGGAGUUGCCUUUGUUACCCUUCUUGGGUUCUGGAUUCGUGAUCAAAUUCAAAAGAACACAACCACUAACAGAUCUUUUGUUUUCGAAAACAUGAAAGAGUUUUAG